GAGCCCCUAAAUGAAUUUCUUUAACUCCGAGGUCCAUUCCCCUCCAAAACUGGAAUUGAUAUUUUCGAAAACCCUAAUAAUUUGAGAGCAACACCCUAAUCCCAAUUUCCAAUUCGCCAUUCCAAAUUCCCAAUUCCCACACCAUCCCUUUCUUUUCUCUUCUCUCAGACUCUUUCACCGGCCGAUGCGCUCCUCCGAUUCACCGCUGUGAAGCGCAUCCUUCUUAUAUUGUAGAUCACCCAACCACCAACGCCGCCGCCGUCGCAGCUCGCUGUCGUGGCAGCAGCGUCCAGACCGCCCGGCCAGCAUCCCACAGCGGCUCCUCCAUGCUGUUCGUCGUCGCGGCAGCAACAUCUUCCGGUCACGAUCCGCCUGCUGAUCAGGUAUUUAGCUAAUGGCAAAGACAAAGGCAAGUCGCACAGGAAAAGUUCCUGGUAAAAAAGGUGGUAUUUCACAUUCUCCAGACUCUGAUAAUCAGCAUGUGGAUGGUGAUUGGAUCAUUGUGAAGAAGCAGAUAGUCAAUAUUUUGGUGCCUGCCGCACCUUGUAGCAAAAGAACCUUAAUGGCAAGCCCAGGACCAAAAGACAUGCAUCCUAUGCCCCCCGAAACAGCAAGUAAUCACAUGCAACUACCCAUGGAGACAUCUACCAUGUAUCCUUCAGGCAAUGAACCUGAGAAUACAAGUUUAUUGACCGCCCCAAAGGAGAUUUUGGAUGUGAGAAGUGGUCCUCCUUCCAUACCUAAAGCAACUUCAGUCAAGCAGCCAAGGGUUGUUAACAGAAUCAAUUCACAAAAUCCACAUCAAGUGAGUCUGAUGAAGUCACCUAAGUUACUGGGAUUAUCUAAUACAUCGAAAGCUAUUAAGCAGCCUAGAACAUUGCUUGCACCAAGAAGAUCUUGCAAUUUGGUAAUUUCUUUAAAUCAAGGGCUGAGAGCAUCGAACCUUGAGAGAAAGCUUGAACGAGCUGGUGGGCUGACUCAGUGGCUGACAUCACUUGGACUAGGCCAGUUUGUUAGAAUUUUUCAGGGGAAGAGUCUCAACAAGUAUCAGCUGGUAAAUUUAACCAUGAAGAAGCUCAAGGAUAUGGGUGCCAAUGCGGUGGGCCCUCGCCGGAAGCUCAUACAUGCCAUCGACUGUGUUUGUCAACCAUACUGUUUUGAGGCGUUAUAGAAGUUAGUAGGGAUAUUUUUAAUUUUGGUAAAACAUGGUCGCUGUAAGCCCCUGCUAAUGCCUAGUACCUUAGCCUCAAAGAGGAUGCUUGGGCCAGCCUUGUUAUCUGCAGAGAUUUGUACUUUUGUAAAUAAAUGUAAGCAUAGCCUACUAUUUCACUGCAUCCUGCUUGGGUUUCAGUGUUUCACUCAGAAUCUCAAUCACAAGACUUAGGAUCUACCUAUAUCUCAAUUGUUCCUUGAUGGUCAUAUAUCUAAAAGCUCGAGGAAAACAUUGGUGGAAAAUGGAAAAAGUAGGCUGUGUUGGUGAUAAGAUAAGAUGUGGUAGGACGAGUGAAAAUGGCUAAAGGAUGAGGACAACAAAUGACAAUGCCGAGAUUCUGUGAUUAUUGUUAUUGGAUUAAACGUGUGAUAAUAAUAAUUAUUAAAUCUGUAAAAUAAAAAAAAAAAAUUGUUCUCUUGC
Arachis ipaensis is the source of this 1633-nucleotide messenger RNA. NCBI's taxonomy places the organism in Eukaryota, Viridiplantae, Streptophyta, Magnoliopsida, Fabales, Fabaceae. The record is from RefSeq and is a predicted model, not a curated record.